Molecule: messenger RNA, 477 nt
Organism: Hyaloperonospora brassicae
Lineage: Eukaryota; Oomycota; Peronosporomycetes; Peronosporales; Peronosporaceae
Source: the annotation of a GenBank genome assembly
AUGGCGACCGCAGCCCCAGGACGACGUGGCAACGACAGCAGCACUGUCAAAGCUUUUGUCGGGCAGAUCCACACUGCACUGCAAGUCCCGACCCGUUCGGUCGUCCGGAUCAAUGGCAUCGAGUGCUCCCGUCUUUGGCUCCAGGGCGUCGUGGUCUCAACCACCGAAGGAUGUGCGCAGUGCACAGUGGACGACGGCACUGGCGUCUUGCGACUUGAGCUCAAGAGUUACCUGAAACGUGUGCCUUCGGGUAUCGAUGCCCGACCUCGCGUAGGGGACUACGUCAUGGCGAUCGGGCCGAUGCAGAAGACCAAAGGCAGUACGGACUUGUCGAUGCGUGCAAUGCUGGCGCACCAGGUGAUCAAGUUGGAUGCCAAGCAGCAACGCGAGCCCAUGUGGUACCUGGAAGUGAUUGAGUACUGGACGUCCGUCGUCCAAAGCGCUGCAACGACAUCGACAGCCGAGGAACAGCUCUAG